AUUCAGCGGCUGUCUAGCGAGAGCGGAUUGCACCUGUUGAAGCCCAAAAAGAUUGAGCGAGCCUACACCAAGCAUGCUGAAAAGGGCUUAUUUGGUCUAUUUGUGAGCACCAGACUGAAGAAGGCGUGGCGUAUCUGGACAAACGCUGUCUUGGUGGCGAAAGGGGAAACUCCAAUUACCGCAGAGGAGCUGGAUGCGUUCAUUGGACUCGAGCUGGCUAUGAGCCUGGUACCCAUAACCGAUAUGAAGGAACUGUGGUCUGACAAGAAAUUUCAAGGCCAUCACGAUUUCAAAGCGACAAUGAGCCGAACACGGUUCCAAACUAUCCGUGGGUCGCUCCAAAUCCACCCUCCUCUUGAUGCAACCGAGACCGAGGAUACAGCUUCAUCUUCGGACAAGGACCCAAGUUGUGCUGAUCCAGGAGAUCCGCUAUGGCACAGCCGCCACUUACUAGAGCACUUCCAGCGCAAGUUUGCAGCAACAGCAGUUCCGUUUGGUGUGAGCAGUCUAGACGAAAACGGUGUGCGAACCAAGGCUCGGAGUGCA
Phytophthora sojae is the source of this 546-nucleotide messenger RNA. RefSeq lists its product as hypothetical. The annotation marks the transcript as partial. The record is from RefSeq and is a predicted model, not a curated record. The transcript is spliced from 2 exons. Lineage: Eukaryota; Oomycota; Peronosporomycetes; Peronosporales; Peronosporaceae.